AUGGCGCAUGUGAAAAUGUUGGAGAAGACCCCUGCCGUGUAUCCCUACUUGUUUUCUAAUUUAAAAAUUGCUUACAUCGCUAAAGGAGAAUUCAGUUUGACCAUAGACGACGUAUUUCAAGGAGAAGUUCCGUCUACGCUCAUUCUGGGAAUGGUGUCCAGUAGCGCCUUUAACGGAGAUUAUAAGAAAUCUCCUUAUAACUUUCAACAUUUCAAUUGUAACUUUGUAGCUUUCUACGUUGACGGACAAUCACUUCCCUCUAAACCUAUACAACCGAAUUACGACUCAGGUGCAUACUUGGAAGCUUACCAAACCCUUCUUCAAGGUAGAGAGCACGUUAGUGUAGAGCGAGGGGAAUAUCCCAUUGGAAAUGCUUUAUAUGUCUUAAACAUUAAUCCCUACAUCGACUUUAAUACGAAGCGGAAAGGUCAUUGUCGCUUAGAACUAAAAUUCGCUUUACCCCUUCCCGAGAGUGUGACUUUUAUAUUAUACGGAAAAUUCCAACAGGUUCUCCACAUUGAUCAGUCUAGGAGCAUUAUAUUCAAAUGA
Molecule: messenger RNA, 549 nt
Organism: Saccostrea echinata
Lineage: Eukaryota; Metazoa; Mollusca; Bivalvia; Ostreida; Ostreidae
Exons: 1
Coding region: 1-549 (182 amino acids)
Source: RefSeq, a predicted model, not a curated record